AGUUUAAAAAAAAGACACCGCUGUUUACCUCAACUUUACCCUAAUGGUGUACACAAUACAACCUUUCAUGAAUAUCUGACAUGAGGAAUAGAAUAAAUAAGUGUCCAACUGGGGGAAUUUUGCUGCACAUAUGGCCCUGUUUUCUUACAAAUAAGAUCCUACUCAAGCAUAAAACUAACAUUAUAGAAAGUUUUAUUUGGAGGGAAAAAACUUUAAAGUUUGUUAAAAUAUUUUUAUGUGAUUUAUUUUUGCUGCCAAAACAUAAAGGUGAAAUCCAACACCCUGAGGACAGUUAACGUAGCUUAGCACAAAGGUUGAAAUAUAACCAAAGUGUAGGACAGACAGUUAAUGAGGAGAAUAUGCACCAAACCUAUAGCAGCAACUUGCUGUAGCUUCCCAGUGAAACACCAGCCGGUUAGCAUAAGAACAGCUGGAAAAAGGAAGUAAAACUACCUCGGUGACCUACUGCCUGUAGGUGAGAGAAAUCCGCUUAUAAAGACAUCCAAAAGAUACUAAAUUCAUUGACUACACUCACUGGCCUCUUUGUUAUUCAACUGCUUAUUGACAAAAAUAUUGAAUUAGCCAAUUACAUGGCAGCAACUCAAUCUUUUUAGGUAUGUAGACGUACGAAAGUUCAAGUCAAGAAAGUCGAUUUAAGUUACUUUGUGUAAGUAUUUUUAAAAACUGCAGAUUUCCUGGGAUUUUCCGACACAGUCAUCUCUAGGGUUUAUAGAGAAUGGUCCAAAAAAAAAAAAAAAGAGCAAGCAGCAAGACCUCUGACCUCAACAAAGCAAUCAGAGGUCAGACUGAAUGGCCAGAUUGCUUUGGGCUGAAACCAAGGCAACUGUAGCUCAAAUAAUCACUUGUUACAACUAAGGCAUUCAGGGUAUGCAAAGGUUGCGCAAACAUGUUGCGCAUCUCUGAACAAAAAACUUUAACUUUGAAGCAGAUGGGCCACAGCAGCGGGUGCUACUUCUAUCAGCUAAGAACAGAGUUGCUCUCAGAAUAUGGGACCAAAACAGACUCACAUGCAUGAAGUCCAGCAGGCCAGCUUUCUGCUGAGAGCUGCUCUGCUGUGCAUCCUGCUGAGUGGCCUGCAGCACGUGCUGGCAGACUCAGAUGAGGAGGCCCCGACUGAGUGGGAGAUCUGGAAAAGCAGAUAUGGCAUAAGCUAUGAUGAAUUAGAUGACAUGGAAAGGAGAGUCAUCUGGGAGGAGAAUAAGCAGUUGAUUGAAGACAACAACCGAAGGUUUCUCAUGGGGAUGAAGUCAUUCAGUAUGGCCAUGAACAAAUAUGGAGACCUAACACAACAAGAAUACCGGGUUUUGCAAGGUGCCAAGAUGAAUGCUCAGUUUGUAAAGAGAGGGAAAGAAGUCUCAGCUCGAAGACUGCGUAACAGUGCAAGGCAUUUAGAUGGCUUUGCUGUUGACUACAGAAGCAUGGGUUUUGUGACUGAGGUUAAAGAUCAGGGCUUUUGUGGGUCAUGCUGGGCCUUCAGCACUACGGGAGCUAUAGAGGCACAGCUGUACAAAAAGACAGGUCAGCUGAUAUCCUUGAGCGAACAAAACUUGGUGGACUGUUCUAAAUCCUUUGGUACCUAUGGGUGCAGUGGUGCCUGGAUGGCCAAUGCUUAUGACUAUGUGGUUAGCAACGGGCUGGAGUCUUCAAACACCUACCCAUACACCUCAGUGGACACUCAGCCCUGUUUCUAUGACAGCAGUCUUGCAGUUGCUCACAUCAGGGACUACAGGUUCAUUCCCAGGGGAGAUGAGCAAGCUAUGGCUGAUGCUCUGGCAACUAUUGGACCAAUAACAGUUACUAUUGAUGCAGAUCAUGCAAGCUUCCUGUUCUACAGCUCAGGAAUAUAUGAUGAGCCCAACUGCAACCCCAAUAAUCUGAAUCAUGCAGUGCUGCUGGUCGGCUAUGGCUCACAGGAAGGCCAAGACUACUGGAUCAUCAAGAACAGUUGGGGAACUGGCUGGGGUGAAGGCGGCUAUAUGCGAAUCGUCCGGAAUGGCCAAAAUGCUUGUGGCCUCGCCAGCUACGCCUUGUACCCUAUUCUAUGAUUUAAUAAGAUGUGGGAGUCUCAAGGCUAUGCUCUUCCAUUGGACCUCAUCUCCACAAAACAACAGUCAGUGCUCAUACAGCCCAAAUCACCUUUCUGACAGUUUAAUAAAUGUUUAUGAAAAUAUUGACCAAACCUUUUGAUAAUGAACAUGUCACUUCUCUCAGGGACAUCUUUGUGAGGUAAAUAAAUAAAUAUAGUAAAAUAACUUUUUUAAAGGAAUGCAACCCUGUUUCCAAAAAUGUUUAGGCAUUGAGCAGAAUACAAUGAUUUACAAAUCACGUUAUGUUUGCAAUGUUAUUGCUUUUUGAAAAAUAUGUGAUUAAUGCCAGGGUCACCUUUUAAAUUUCCAAUUGCUGACACAUAAUUUCAGCAACUCAAAAGAUUAGAGCCGCCUUUGAUAUUUUCACUGGCUGAUAGGACUAAACUGGAAGCAGACCAGUUUAGAUUUGAACCCUUGCUGUUGCAUUAUGUGCAAAAUGUAGUUUGUCAAAGUCUCACCUGAAACAGACAUCCUGUAGAUGGCGAUAUUGCUCCAAAACCUUUAGAUAUUGUCCAAAAUUAGUGGAGCCUUUGCCCUGUGAAGUAAUGCCCCCCAACCUCACCAUAUCAUCAUAUACUGGAUUUUUUUGUUGCCCUCCUUUUUGUGUGACCUUCAUUCAUAGACUUUGUGUUAAACAUAGAUGUAGUUUCUUAGUCUGAAAAGUGAAUCCAGAGUGAAAGUGACUAAAAUCUCCAUUCUUUCUAACAGCCAACAGGGGGCGACUCUUCUGGUUUAAAAAAGAACUUAAAUUGUACAGAAGUCAGUAGGAAAAUGCUCCUCGGCUCCUGUGUUCUAUAACCUCAAUAAACACUUUCCUUAUGGAUUAAUCUUAUACACACUAACAUAUAGAUUUUGUAGAUUAGACCAUAUAAAGCAAAUCAGGGUACCCUGUAUAAGCAAUGUUAGUCACAGUUUAUUUGUAAUUUUCAUUGCCUGACUGCAAGUUUUUGUUAUUUUUGUUAGGCUGAAAUGAGAAAAAAAAUGAAAAUCUAACAAGAAAAAACUGAGCCUGGCCUCAACAAGAAUCUGUGAACAAACAGAACAAAUGUAAUGGUUAUUUUAAAAGUGAGUGCAAAUAAAGCUUUUACAUCUGUCUUGAUGCAUUCUCAAUCAUCCAGGAAAGUAAAUCUCCAAAAGUUGAAUCUGUU
This is a messenger RNA of Oreochromis niloticus (Nile tilapia), 3256 nucleotides long. RefSeq names its product cathepsin 12 (gene cts12). Bases 1008 to 2066 code for a protein of 352 amino acids. Gene Ontology annotation, biological process: proteolysis. Gene Ontology annotation, molecular function: cysteine-type peptidase activity. Lineage: Eukaryota; Metazoa; Chordata; Actinopteri; Cichliformes; Cichlidae. The record is from RefSeq and is a predicted model, not a curated record. The transcript is spliced from 9 exons.